GAAAACAUUAUACUCGUGCUUUGAACAUUUAUCAGAGCAUAUACACACACACACACACAUAUAUAUAUAUACACACAUAAUUGAUCAUAUCAAGUAUCAACGGUUGCAGGGGAAGAAGGUAACAUGGAGAAGAGCUUCUACAACAAUGGCCGCUUCUGCAUAUUAUUAAUCUCUCACUGCGUUCUUCUUAUGAGUUCAGGGCUUUGCUCGAAUCCCUUCUCCUACGAUCGUUAUUCGGAAAAAGAGUGUGUAACCGAGCCACCGAAAUCUUCAAGCAAUAUUGGAGGAUUAAUACUUAACCGCGACGUGGAAGAUGACGCAGGAAACCGGAAGCUACAUGGCAAUGGAGCGAUCAGUGAAAUUGUACAUAGAGUUCAUGUUCAUCAAGGGCAUAUAUACACCUUCUCUGCUUGGGUGAGGACGGGGAAAGGGGAGAGUACGAGAGUGGAAGCGUCAUUCAGGACGGAGGACGGAGGACUCAUUCAUGGGGGCGAAGUCGCCGCGGGAAAAGCGUGUUGGUCGUUGCUCAAAGGCGGUAUCGUCGCCAAUUUCUCAGGCCCCGUCGACCUUCUCUUCAAGAGCCAAAACAGAGGAGCAGAGAUCUCUGUAGCCGAAAUGUCGCUGCAACGGUUCACUAAAAGGCAAUGGAAGCUCGAGCAAGAUCAAGUCAUCGACAAGAUCCGGAAGAGCAGAGUUAGGUUUCAAGUGACGUAUCGGAACAAAACCGCCGUAAAAGGAGCUACGAUAUCCGUAAACCGGAUCAAGCCCUCUUUCCUCCUCGGCUGCGGCAUGAACUAUCGCAUCUUGUCGAGCCAAGGGUACAGAAACUGGUUUGCGUCUCGGUUCAAACUCACUUCCUUCACCAACGAAAUGAAAUGGUACACGACCGAGAAAGUCCGCGGCCGGGAGAACUACACCCUUGCGGAUUCCAUGCUGAAAUUCGCCGAGGAAAACGGUAUUAAGGUAAGGGGGCAUACGGUGCUUUGGGAUAACCCGAAAAUGCAGCCGAGCUGGGUUCAAAACGUAACCGGAGCUGAAGAUUUGAUGAACGUGACUCUGAACCGGAUAAACUCGGUUAUGACGAGGUACAAGGGGAAACUUACAGGAUGGGAUGUGAUGAAUGAGAAUGUGCACUUCAGAUUCUUCGAAGACAUGCUCGGAGAGAACGCCUCGGCUAGUUUCUACUCGUUGGCUUCCAAGCUUGAUCCCGAUAUAACGUUGUUCGUGAACGAGUACAAUACGUUGGAGAAUAGCAAAGAAGGAAUAGCGAGCCCCGUUAACGUGAAGAAGAAGAUGGAAGAAAUCGUGGCGUUUCCCGGGAACAUGAACAUGAGAGGAGGAAUUGGAGCUCAAGGUCACUUUGGACCUUAUCAACCAAACCUUGCUUACAUAAGAUCGGCGUUAGAUACAUUGGGAUCCCUCGGGUUUCCUGUCUGGUUAACGGAAGUCGAUAUCCCCAAAUGCCCGGAUCAGGUGAAAUACUUGGAAGAAAUCUUGAGGGAAGCAUAUUCUCACCCGGCGGUGGAAGGCAUAAUCAUGUUUGCAGGGCCAGAAGUGUCGGGUUUCGACAAACUUACGCUUGCGGACAAAGAUUUCAAGAACACGGAGACAGGUGAUCUCGUGGACAGGUUGCUGAAAGAGUGGCAGCCAUCCGAGACACAGGAGUUUGAGAUCACGUCGGAUGGUGGAUUGGGGUUUUCUCAGGAGGUUUCUCUGUUGCAUGGCGAUUACAGGGCGACUGUGAAUCAUCAUCAUCCGCCAUGGAUGAAGAGCUUGUCCACAAGCUUGAGCUUUGAGGUGAAGAAGGAGGAGAUGGUGCAAGUUGUAAUUGAUGCCUGAAUAUUGAAAUCGUUUUCUUCUGUAGAUGUUAAAACAUAUAUUACAAAACAUUCCAACUCAUGGGAAUUAUUAGAGAAAGAGACCUGUUUCAAUU
This is a messenger RNA of Tarenaya hassleriana, 1933 nucleotides long. Its product is annotated as anti-sigma-I factor RsgI6. The record is from RefSeq and is a predicted model, not a curated record. The coding region runs from base 124 to 1839 and encodes 571 amino acids. The transcript is spliced from 6 exons. Lineage: Eukaryota; Viridiplantae; Streptophyta; Magnoliopsida; Brassicales; Cleomaceae. Gene Ontology annotation, biological process: carbohydrate metabolic process. Gene Ontology annotation, molecular function: hydrolase activity, hydrolyzing O-glycosyl compounds.